CCGUGUUCCAAUCCCGGUGUAGGCGGCGAUGGCGGCGGCCUCCUCCUCGUCCGCGGAGACGGGGGGCUCCGGGGCCCGGGAGGAGGCCGAGGAGACGGCGGGGCCCGGCUGGAGCGAGUCGCAGUUCCGCCGUUACAGCUUCCGGACGCAGCCCAUCCCCCGGCUCAGCCACAGCGACCCCCGGGCCGAGGAGCUGAUCGAGAACGAGGAGCCAGUGGUCCUGACAGAUACAAACUUGGUGUAUCCCGCCCUGAAGUGGGACUUGGACUACCUCCAGGAGAACAUUGGCAAUGGGGAUUUCUCAGUGUAUAGCGCCAGCACAUACAAGUUUUUGUACUAUGAUGAGAAGAAAAUGGCCAAUUUCAAGAACUUCAAACCCAAGUCGAACAGGGGAGAGAUGAAGUUUAGUGAGUUUGUGGAGAGACUCCAGGAAAUACAGCAGCAAGGGAGUGGUGAGAGGUUGUAUCUGCAGCAGACUCUGAAUGACACGGUUGGAAGGAAGAUUGUGGUGGAUUUCCUGGGCUUUAACUGGAACUGGAUUAACAAGCAGCAAGGGAAGCGUGGCUGGGGGCAACUGACUUCCAACUUGCUGCUUAUUGGCAUGGAAGGGAAUGUGACACCAGCUCACUAUGAUGAGCAGCAGAACUUCUUCGCUCAGAUUAAGGGCUACAAGCGGUGUAUCCUGUUCCCGCCAGAUCAGUUUGAAUGCCUCUAUCCUUACCCUGUGCAUCAUCCAUGUGACAGGCAGAGCCAGGUGGACUUUGACAAUCCUGACUAUGAGAAGUUUCCCAAUUUCCAGAAUGUGGUUGGCUAUGAGACAGUGGUAGGCCCGGGUGAUGUGCUCUACAUCCCUAUGUACUGGUGGCAUCACAUUGAGUCUCUGCUGAAUGGGGGAACCACCAUCACUGUGAACUUCUGGUACAAGGGUGCACCCACCCCAAAGAGAAUUGAGUAUCCCUUAAAGGCUCAUCAGAAAGUGGCGAUAAUGAGGAACAUUGAGAAGAUGCUGGGAGAGGCCCUGGGAAACCCACAAGAGGUGGGUCCCCUGUUGAACAUGAUGAUUAAGGGUCGAUAUGACUAGUCCCUGGCCACCUGGGUGACUGACGGUGGAGCUGCUUCGUUCACGAGUAAUGGAAGAUACUGAGCGCUAGUAUUGCACGCAGCACUUAAGACUGAUGGGCUCCUGGCCCAUCUCUGUCCCGUUCCACAACAAUUAAGGGGACUACUGGAACUGCAAAACCAUUAGCCCACCUCCUUCCCCCUUCCCUCACUGUCAUCCAACUGAAUCUCCCAAGAAAGAACCUGCACUUAGUGAGCAAGAAUCCAGCUUCCAAUAAGUGUGUGUUCCUGUCCGCCAAGACGAGGAAUGUGGUGUCUGGCUCUCGAAUGCUUUCCUUCUUUGAAUUUUAAUGUAAAGUGUUGAAAGAACAGUUUGGAAGGGAGCCAGGAGUGGUCUUGUUUCCUCCGGCCCAGUGGCUGGAUUUCUGUGAUGGUGCCGGCAGUGGACGCAGUACCCCUGAAAUCUGGGACAGUCAGUCGGAUAGCAGGAAGCCUUAGGUUCCAUGAUCCUGUUGUGUUAGAGGUCUUGUCCUUGCUGGGUCCUGGCACCGUUGGACAGCAGGAAUGAGCAUGUGAUGACUUGUUUGAGGAGAAACUGGAAAGAUGGUUUGGAAACCCCCUGCCCCCCGCCAAGAUGCAGUGCUCAGGGUAUUGGGAGCUUGGUACCUAGCAGGGUGAUCAAGUUGAAUCCAUGCAGUGUGUGUGCACACAACGCCACCCUUUGAGUCCUGCCUCUGUCAGAUGGGUCACAGGAAACCUCCUCUCUCCUGUUUACAGCAUAGCUCUUUGAGGAGUGAAGGUCUCCCUCUUUUCUCUAAAGCUGCAGCAUGGUUAGAAGUGUAUGUAACAUGGUGAGGGAGACCGACAUUGAGGGCACUCACCAAGUCUCCCACGUUGGAGCCAUGUCAAAAUUGCUCUCCUGGGGCCCUGAGACUGAUGAAUGCCCAGUUAAAAUCAGCUUCCCUUUUCUCCACCAGGGGGUGCCGGCUUCCUGGACAAAACACAGAAAGUGCCCUUUACUGAUUAACUCUGUGUGUUAUGUUGUGAGGCUGUUGUGUUUCUCCCUUCCUUGUCUGGUCACGUGGGGAGGCGGGGAGACUCUGUUUCAUACCUGUGUUCAUUUUGUUUGUAUCCUUUGUGUUCUAAUACUUGGCCUAGCAGUUUUCAGAAUGAGAAGAGAGAAGCUACAGGAGCAGCAGAACUUCCUUUUAGAGUCCUGGCAAUCGCCCUGAAAAGCCAGCAUGCCUUCCUAGUCCUUUUCCUUGCAGAGCCUUCCAAACUCACAUGAAGCCUUGCCUUGCCUUGCACUGCUUUGCUGUUCCUGGGGGGGAAACUUGUGUACUGAACACAAUUGUAUUUGAUCAUCAAGAUUAGAGAAGCUGGCUUGGAUUCCAUCUAAUUCACCCUGCUGACCAGGGAAGGCUGUUCGCAUCACUGUGUUUCCUAGUGCUUUGUCUCCUUGCCUGCUUGGGGCUGAUUGUGACAUUUGGGUUUCUGUGGAGUGUGUAGCCCAGGGAGGAGAUGUUGUUUGGGAAACAGACUGAUCCAUGGCUUGCCAUGUCCCAUUUUGUGCUGGGAUGACUUUUGUACUGUUUACUGUGAACUUAUCUUAUGCAGGAAUAGAAGAAAGACUUAGCACAACGGAGUUGUUUGACAGCAUCUGGAUGGAGCUUCAGUGUCUAGCUGUUGACCAUCGCUAUUUGUGGCUCUGAUACCAAGAGAGGUGCUACGGGACAAAGCAGGUGUCUUGUUACCAAACACCCUUGUAUCCCUGACUUAGCAGUAUGUAACCAAGGUCAAAGAGAGCAGCAGGAGACAAACUUCCUCUCCGGAGCACUGUCUAGAUCAGAAUGAAGGUCACUCAACUGGAUGCGUGUCAACGCUCCACCUUGGGGGAGGGAGGAAGGACCCUCUUCUGCCUCUGGCUGAAAGUGAAGCCUUCCCAAGAGGACUUGGUGUGUGCAGUGUCUCUGCCCUUGGUUGGAAGACACUCAACUAGAAUCUCACCUGCGUGCCGGUGUUGGGAGCACAGCAGUCUCAGCCAGUGUUCUGAGCAGCUCAUUGGGCACCGCCAGCUCCUGAAGCCCAGGCUGGGAGUUCCAAGGGGCUCAUGAAGGGACAGGAUGGUAGAUCUGGAACCUUGGAAUCCUUUUUUCUUUAUUUGCCAAAGGUCUAACUUUGAAGUGUCAGAACAGUUUUUGCUGCACUUGACUGGCAUGAAAGCUCAGUUUACAAUGCACUGAUGGACUCUUUUUUUCCCCCUCUCCCUUUCCACCCUGUGCUUUCAGUGCCCCUGCCAUGGUCUUGGGAAGCUGUGUGUGUAUGUAUGUGUGUGAGAGAAAUACAUGGUACCUUCUGAAAUGUAGUUCUUAAAUACAACCAAUGCUGAACAACAGAA
Gopherus flavomarginatus (Mexican gopher tortoise) is the source of this 3457-nucleotide messenger RNA. RefSeq names its product hypoxia inducible factor 1 subunit alpha inhibitor (gene HIF1AN). The transcript has 8 exons. Gene Ontology annotation, cellular component: nucleus; cytoplasm. Bases 29 to 1081 code for a protein of 350 amino acids. NCBI's taxonomy places the organism in Eukaryota, Metazoa, Chordata, Testudines, Testudinidae. Gene Ontology annotation, biological process: negative regulation of Notch signaling pathway; peptidyl-aspartic acid hydroxylation. Gene Ontology annotation, molecular function: peptidyl-histidine dioxygenase activity; ankyrin repeat binding; [protein]-asparagine 3-dioxygenase activity. The record is from RefSeq and is a predicted model, not a curated record.